Messenger RNA from Fusarium tjaetaba, 2319 nucleotides. Its product is annotated as Nudix hydrolase. The transcript has 7 exons. Gene Ontology annotation, biological process: DNA-templated transcription. The record is from RefSeq and is a predicted model, not a curated record. NCBI's taxonomy places the organism in Eukaryota, Fungi, Ascomycota, Sordariomycetes, Hypocreales, Nectriaceae. Gene Ontology annotation, molecular function: DNA binding; hydrolase activity; zinc ion binding. The coding region runs from base 1 to 2319 and encodes 772 amino acids.
AUGUCUCAGAAAACACAAGAGCCCGUCAUCACCAAACUUUCUGACCUCCCGCUCGAUGAGGCAAAGUGGAUAACCCUCAAAAAGAUUGAGUACGUCGACCAAGUCGGAAAGGCACGAACAUGGGAGGUCGCAACACGAAAAACAAGAGGAAAAUCCGGUGUCGAUGCUGUCGCCAUGGGGAAUAUUCUUCUUCACCCAUCAAAGCCGGCUUCCACUCUACUCGUCAUUCAGUACCGACCCCCUCUUGAUGCCUACACAAUCGAGUGGCCCGCUGGACUCGUCGACGCUGAAGAGACCGCCGAAGAAGCGGCUGUUCGAGAAUUCAAGGAGGAGACUGGAUAUGACUGCAAGGUUUUGAGUGUCAGUCCCGCACAGGCUGCUGAUCCCGGAAUGACAAACGCCAACAUGCAGCUAGCAAUGGUGGAGGUUCAAUUGGGCGAGAAUGAUGAAGAGCCAGAGCAACGACUUGAUGAUGGGGAGCACAUCCAGCGGGAGAUUAUUCCUUUGUCUGAGUUGUAUGAGCGUUUGGUUGAGUACUCCAAGAGGGAACGUACAGUCGUUGCGGCCAAACUGUUUCACUUUGCUGCAGGCAUGCAUUUUGCCCAAACUCAGAAGAUCCCGACCCAGUGGAUUCCAGGCCCAGAGUCGCCAAAGCCUGUGAGACGUGUCGGAGAAGGAAACGCAAGACCCAAGAGGAAGCAGAAAGACUCCGAGCUUGUAUCCAACCUUGAGGAUCAAGUCCUUGCCCUUAAAGACUACAUACGGAAGCUUGAGGCUGCAUGCGGCUAUGCCAAUCUUCCGAAUUUCGCGCCAAGCACCCUCGAUGAUGACCUUGGUACUUCGACGGUCCCAGAUGACAGCCAAAGCUCUGCCAUCAAUGAUGUGAGCUCAAUGAUGUGGCGGAUGAACCUUCACGGCAGUGGAGAGACAUCCUUUGUUGGUCCAUCCGGCAGCUUCUGUUUCCCUGUCAGUGGCCACGGCAUCGAGACUCAGUCCGCCACUGCUGAAGCAGAAGAGAGUGUUCAGGUGCUACUCGACCUGUUCCGACAGCACAUCAAUUCCGUCCACCAUUUUGUGUCUCCUCAAGUGAUUGACACCCUCAAAGCGCCAGAGAGUCUUGAUGGUGAGCUGUUGCAGACCUCAAUCCUAGCAGCCGCGAGUCUUUUCGCCGAUUCACAGGGACAGACAUAUGCAGACCGAGCUGAGGCUAUCGUGAUGAGGUGCUGCCGUACAAUCCCCAACGUCGUGACAAUACAGGCUCUAGCGAUAUUGACUUGGCGCGAGUUGGCACUGGAGAACGAGAACAAUGCAUGGCUGUAUAACUCUAUGGCGGCGAGUCUUAUCGUUCACCUCGGGCUGCACGUGAGCUCUUUCGAGAAUGUCAUGCAGAUACCGGUCGGGACGCCUUCGGACAUUGACAAGAGCGUACGUGUCCAGACGUUUUGGUCGGUCUUUUUGAUGGACAGAAUCUCCACCUCGAUGCUUGGACGCAAUUGCAUGAUUCCCUGGCGGAGAGUCCGAGCGACACCAUACCUCAAAGCAUGCAGCAACCCCACGACAGAGGACACUGUCUUUGAUGCUCACUGCCAGAUGUGGUUCAUUCACGACAGAUACAUGGAUAAAAUAUACUCCUUCGAGUUUGGAGAGCUUGAACAUUUCGAGCGACAUCAACUUCUCUCAGAAGCCAGAGAUCACCAUAUGAACUUCUUCCGCCAGAUGGGCCGCGAUCUUGAACUUCGAAAGAACAACAUGAACCCCAAAGUCAUCCUCCUUCACAUGGUCUACAACAUGUCAUUACUGCUCAUCCAUCGGCCAUAUCUCAGAGAACCAAAAGACAGUCCCGCCCACCAAUUAUCCAUCCGAACAAACAUGACCUCCGCUCACGCCCUCGUCAGAUUGAUCCGCCAAUACGACAAAGAAGCCAAGAUCGAGAACGCCCCGUUCUUUGCGAUACACUGUGUCCUUACAGCUGCUGUGAGCCUGCUUCUGAACGCGACAUCCUCCAACACGACCAUUCGCAGCCAAUCAGUACACCGUUUCCGAGUCUGCGUCGACGCAUUGGACAAGAUGAGGAGGUGGGCACGGGCGAGACGAGGUCUGUUGCUUCUCAGAGAGCUGGCCAACAGAUGGAAAGUUGUUUCCGCGUUGCCCAUGAGGCACAGUGUUCCUCUCGUCCCACCGACACAGGAGACUCCCCAGACCGACGACAGUGGUCUGGAUUGGGGUAUGUUGUUUGCCAAUCUCGAAGAGCCUCUCAAUUUGGAUACCAUUGACCUCUCGACACCUACGGGGGAAUGGGUAUUUCACGAAAGCGACUAG